GACAGUUGUACAGAAGUUACGAGGCUAUUAUGGCGACAUGGGGCACAAUUAAUGCCUCGUGAGUGUUAACUACUCGCAUCUCACCGACAGCAGUAAACUCCAGCGACCUCACAUGCACCACUGCACGAUGUUCAAAGCAUCUUGUCCUUGUCAUGGCGCUCAGUCAAACAACUUGUGCUGCCUGAACAUCUGCACUGUUGGCGGGCGGGAACAGAUAAAAUGAUUCUACAGUGUCUAAAAAUAACCUUCAUCAAGCUGCUGGCGCUGAUCAUCGUGGUGCUUGUAGUGCUUCUGACGAUCUACACCAACACUGAUAUCAUCGCCUUCCUUACAAAUAAAAAACAAGAUAUCAUCCCCUCUUGGGAUUACCUCCCCUGUGACUGGAGUGUGGACAAAAUUCCCCGCCCCAUGCGCCAUCGCGCUGUCCUGGAGUGUGGCAUCUCCACCCGGAUUUAUUACGAGGAGGUGCCAUUCAAUACUACACCGGCGGUGACGACACUGGAGUCUCACGAUCCCUGUCUGGCUCACCUGGCGCAGUCCACGUGGUGCAAUGACCCGGGGAUGCGCGUGCCCCGCCUCGUGCACUACGUGUGGUUCACACGACACACCCUGCCCCUGUACACGUUCGUCAGCGUGCUGAGUGCUGUUCGCCACGUCAGACCCUGCCUGGUGCUGUUUCACGGUGACGUCAUCCCCGAGGGCCCCUACUGGCGCGCGCUGCUGCAGCUGGUGCCCAACAUCGUGCACGUCAGAUCCCAGAGGCCGCGCCAAAUCUUUGGUCACGUGAUCGAUGUUGUAGAACACAGCGCGGAUGUAAAGAGACUUCAAGUUCUUCUGGAAUAUGGCGGGGUUUACCUUGAUACCGAUUCGGUGGUUCUCAAAUCCCUGGACCACGUACGAAUCCAUCCCGUCGUCAUGGGAACAGAAGUUAGUGGCUGGAACUUAUGUAACGGCAUGAUGCUGAGCGAGAAGAACUCCACUUUCCUACAACUGUGGUUAGCCACGUACGUGGAUUUUGACGAUUCCCAGUGGGCUCAACACUCUACUCGGGUUCCAUACCUGCUGUACCUCCAGAAACCCGAUCUUGUGCACGUCGUUGACUCCUUCUUCAGACCCAACUACGUGGACAUCGGCAAGUUUUAUCGGAGCGGCGAGAUACACCAGUGGGACGACUUGCUGGCCCUGCACCUGUACGUGAGGUUCCACCUGAAGUUCUUUGCCGAGGGUCAAAGUGCCAUUCAGACAAACUGCACGAUGGGAGAAAUCCUGCGAUAUUCCCUGCACGGUGCUAGUGAUGCUUGUCAGCUGACCACACUGAUAAGUGGAAGUGACGGAAUUUCUAAAAAAAGAAAAAAAGCAUGAUUGACAGAAAUAUAGUCAACUAACUUAAAUAACCUGACAUCAUUCUUUAUGUACUUUACUCCUUUAGCUGCUCACAAUAUGUUUCUGUCAACACAACUUUUCAACUUUGGUUAUUCUGCUUGUAUGUUUUUAGUUCGUGAACUCGUUAGAAGUAAACAUGUAGCACUCUUAUUUAAUUUCUUUUCUAGCUACAGGUUAAUUUAUCUGAGUUAUUAAUUUAUGGGAAAUUUAGCUGGUUUUCAUUUUUGUUCAGCUGAUAACCAGCUGUAACUAAAAUCUAGCCUGUAACAUAUCUUGGAAAUAAUGAGCAAUGAUUAAAAGGAGAUGAGAAAAUAGUAGUAAGCGAUUAGCACGAAUAAGUAAUUAAUGUAUUGCUUUAUAUCUUAUGAUUAUAUUUUAGUACGGUCUGAUAUUUCCCUUUCAGUGUUAGUAGCGAUGUUUGCGAUAUAGAUAUAUAUUGUUGUUUCACAUCAUCUAAUUAGUAUAUGCAGCAGCAUCAACUGAUGGCAAUAGCUGGAAUGAGGACAACUUAGGUGUGCUUUUCUUUAGAAAAUAAUGAUUACUGUUGUUUUUUAUUUGUUGUAAAUGUCUAUCGUUCAUAUUGUUAAUUUACUGAAUUAAUUUACAAUAGUGUUGUGGUGGAGCUUUAUACAAAUGUUUAUUACCAUCACUAUCUCCGUGUCGGCAAGCAGGUGUGGAGGAAAACUCGUCUCCGCCAGAAGAGGCGGUGUCUCAGCGAAGACGUUGUCAGAUGGACCAGCGACCCUGCGCAUGCGUAGUGCAGCCGCGCUGACAGGACACGUGUCUGCUGUGUGCAACCUCGAGCUGUUGAUCUUUAUUUAUUUCUUUUCAACUAGAAUGAGAUCGAUCAAGAACUCUUUUCUUUUUCUUUAAGCCGAUCUCGGAAAGUGAGCUUAGGACCAUCAUACUCCAGUCCAAACCCACAACUUGUCCACUGGACCCAGUUCCCACCCCACUGCUGGUAGACAGUCUCGACAUCCUGCUCCCUGCCCUCACAGAAAUAAUAAAUGAUACCUGGUCCUCCACCAGACUCAAAGGCAACAUUCAAAUGUUCUCUGAAAACAUAUCUGUUCACUAAGUACUAUCCCUGAAUUACUAUUCCUAACUCCCUGGCAAUGGUGUCUGGCAUGUUAUCAUGUAACGACUCCAUCUGACACUAUUUAUAGUAUCUACAUCCCUUCAUACCUUCAUCCAUUGCUUCACGCUCUACUGCUGUACCUCAUCUUUAUGUUGUUCAGUGCCUAUCCGUACCUCAC
Pomacea canaliculata is the source of this 2639-nucleotide messenger RNA. RefSeq lists its product as uncharacterized. The transcript has 5 exons. The coding region runs from base 220 to 1362 and encodes 380 amino acids. The record is from RefSeq and is a predicted model, not a curated record. NCBI's taxonomy places the organism in Eukaryota, Metazoa, Mollusca, Gastropoda, Architaenioglossa, Ampullariidae.